Corylus avellana is the source of this 1420-nucleotide messenger RNA. Its product is annotated as large ribosomal subunit protein bL21m. The record is from RefSeq and is a predicted model, not a curated record. Gene Ontology annotation, biological process: translation. NCBI's taxonomy places the organism in Eukaryota, Viridiplantae, Streptophyta, Magnoliopsida, Fagales, Betulaceae. Gene Ontology annotation, molecular function: RNA binding; structural constituent of ribosome. Gene Ontology annotation, cellular component: ribosome.
UAGAUUUUGGAACUGAGCUGAACGAGCGUCUAUGGCGAACAGGCGGUGCCUCCACGCUCUGAGCCGCCGCUCGUGGGCGCGCUUCUCCAUGAACACCACUCUCCCUUCCCUCCGAACCCUACUUCCGCUUCCCGCCCAACCGAUCAAGCGCAAUGUAUCCCAAUUCAGCCACGGUGUCACCAUGCUGUGCACCCACUGGUCCCACCCUCGGCAUUUCUCGUCCAGCAGGGAAAACGAUGACGUUUCGGAAGACGACGAUGAGGAUGACGACGACGACGACGACGAGGAAAUGAGCGAGAGUGACGACGAAGAGAGCGUUGGGAAUUCCUCGGCGUCGAGUUUGAAGAGAGAGUACACGGCGGAGGAGAGAGAGGCGGAGGCCGCGGCGAUUGGGUACAAGGUGGUGGGCCCGCUCGAGCGUUCCGACCGGGUUUUCAAGCCCUACGAGGCGGUUUUUGCUGUCGUUCAGAUUGGGUCACACCAGUUCAAGGUGAGCAAUGGGGAUUGCAUUUUCACCGAGAGAUUGAAGUUCUGCGAGGUUAAUGAAAAGUUAAUUUUGAACAAGGUUCUCUUGAUUGGCUCCAGUACUCAGACCAUUAUUGGUAGGCCCAUUGUACCAGAAGCAGCUGUUCAUGCAGUUGUUGAAGAGCAUGCAUUAGAUGCAAAGGUAAUUAUUUUUAAGAAAAAGAGAAGGAAGAAUUAUCGCCGCACCAAAGGACAUCGCCAGGAGCUGACUAAAUUAAGGAUAACUGAUAUUCAAGGAAUUGAGAAACCUGAACAGAUAGUCACUGAGAAGCCUACAAAGGCUGCUGAGAAGAAGCCAGAAAAGGUUCCAGUCACUGCAUAAGAGGGAUUUUACAUGGCUAUACAUUGACAAUAAUGCUACAUCAUGCUUAUCACUUCUGAGUUGCCUUCCUGAUACUAUACGAUGAGCAUGAUUCCAUUCCUAAGUUGGAGUAUGUACAUUGGAGCAUGUACAUAUUGGAUUCAUGUCAAACAGAUAAUCAUACCACCAAUCCAAUUGUGUACGUGUUGUAGGGUGCUGGUUGCACACUUUUGUUUUCUUUCUAUUCCUGUAUUCAGUAGUUCGAUUCAUGAAACCUUCUGUAGAAUCAAUCAAUUUUGUUCCCAAGUAGAGAUGAUUCCAAGGUCUUAGAGAAUUACAUAUCCAUUCGAAAGAAUACCCAUUCCUUAUUGAGAGGAAGUAAUGGCGGCACAACCAAAUAACGGAAUAGUUAUUCUAUUCCUGGGUGCGUGUGUACCAAACGUGCCCUAGGAUAGAUUGUGAAUGUGGUUGCAACUAGAUCUUCUUAUAUGUUUCCAGAAUGGCACUUUAUUUGGUUCUUGUACCACAGCAUUCUGAUCACAAGCUUGUAGGUUGUUUUGAUUUUAAUUCUUCUAAAGUCAAACUUGUCAUCCA